CCCGCCACACAUACCGUUUAACAACGGUCAGAUUUUGUCCUCGUGUGCCCAGACAACAGACGUUGUUGACGUUAAAUAACCACCGGCCACGGCAUUCUAUUUUUUUACCUAUGUGAAAAAUAUUUUAUCGAGUUUUAAAGUUACACAAUAAUUGUGAAGCGUACACACGGACUAUGCGAAUUAAUUAUAAUGUGCAAAAGUGAUAUUUUAUUAUGGGAAACUUUGGUAGAUUAUUACGAAUGCUUAUGAUAAGGUCAGCAUUAUGAACCAAGCAAAUUCUAGAAACAUGGAAUCGUUACCGAAGCAGUUCGUUUCGGCAAUGCGAACUUUAUUUGAUAUUAUGGACGACAAACGUACAGGAUAUGUGAAGGUAACAGACAUUGAGAAUCGUUGGCGUGAUGAUCGUACCAAGGGCUUGCCUCGCGGUGUCAUAGAAAGCCUCCAAAAGGUCGCCUCCCACGAUGGUUUAUUAACAUUUGAGCGCUUUUGUACUGGCUUAAAAAUAUGCCUCUUACAAAAUCAAGUACAAAGCACUUCGGACAAAAUAGACAGACAUAAUGACGGAGUUGAAAAAUCAGUUAUGCAUAGACAAAUGAGUGCGCAAAUGCACCGCCCUCCUUCGGCUCCUUUACUGGAUGUUAAUGAUGCGCCAAUCCUAGAGAGAAACUGGAAUGUAAUAAAAAGCUCCGAGGCCUCAGCCCAACAGAGAACUAUAAGUAUGCCACAGUUGAUCGGACGUAAAGAAGUUCCAGUACAAGAGUUGAGACAUACUUCCGUAUCGAUACCGAAACAUGAAAACAGAGUGUACGGUCCCCCCAAACCUCCAAGAUUGGAAAAGAAUUUAACAGACAGAAAGGAGACUUCUCGUUCUACUUAUAAGUCAGAGGAGGAAGUUGUAUUCGAUACCGAAGAAAUUCCUGACAACAAAAUAAAUUUUGACGAAAUAUCUCGAGUAGUGGAGGAACAGAGCAGAGGACUUGGAGACGGACGAUCGGCAAACGAAAGCCAGCCCAACAUGCGACGAACUAAUCGCCGACGAGAACCACGGCGGCAUACCUUGCACAACGGCGUCGACUACAACCUUCUGAAACGAAUGAAACAAAUUGAGCAAGAGAAAGACAUCUUGCUGCAGGGAUUGUCUGCGGUAGAAGAAGCUCGCGAAUGGUAUCUCAAGCAAUUAUCAGAAGUCCAGGAAAAGAUGCGCUACGCAGGGCGUAUGGGAGCGUACGUGGAGCCGUGGAGUGAAGCUCAUCAGGAGCGACUGGAGUUGCUACGAGCGCGAGUGUUGGAGCUGAACCGUCAGCUGGGCGCGCUGGCGGCGGGCUGGCGCCACGGGCCGCUUUCCCUCCACAUGAACUUGGCUUUACCAGCGGCAUCGCUCUCUGGAGCACCCACCACUCCUAACAAAGCUACCGUGCUUCGUUCGCAGAACCGCAUGCUUGCCGAGGAAGUAAACCGUAAAAAUGAAAGGAUAACAGUGUUGGAGAGAGAAAAGUCUGCAUUGAUACGCGAGCUUUUGCUUCAGAGGAACAAAGUCAAACUUAUGGAUAAUUUCUCAUAGAUAAUUGGCCCCGAUUCCUGCAGACACCUCCUAAUUUUAUUUUAAGUUAUACCCGUCAUUUUCUUAUCCCCCGAAAAGGAAAGGGACGGAUGAUUGUCAACAAGUUAAUUAUAAAACGAAUGAAUAACCCGAGCGAAUAAAUAGGUAAGAUCGCUGGUAUUGUAAUCCGUUUGACGUGCUGUCCACUUAACUCUUUCGGGUUAUUGGCUGAUGUAAAUUUUUUAGACGUAUGUUUUAGAUUUCUGCUUAAAAUUGACGUGUAUUCCAUAAAUUUUAUGCCUGUCGAUUACCCGUCCCUUUCUUUUCCAACGGAUAAGAAAAUGACAGGUAUAACUUCAAAUAAAAUUAGAUGGCGUCUGCAGGAAUUAGCACCAAUGUAUUUGUGUAGUACCACAAAUGUAAAUCAUCUGCACGGGUCAGUGACCUCUGUAAUAAUGUCACUCUUUGGAGCAAUGUUUUGUUAUAGAGUUCAAUGAUAUAGCUAUAUUCUGCAUUCUGCAAGUGAUACAAGAUAGAGCCUUUUGUGAAAGUUGUUUUAAUAUAACCACUAAUAAUAAAAAGUAAAAACACAACACAAAGGUACAGAUAAAGAAGUGUCAUAUUAGUAAAAGAAUAAAGAAUGUAAGUUACUUACAGGUGCUAUAAAAAUCUUGCCUGAGCAACAAUUUGCCUCAAUUCUGUCUUUAAUUAUAGCCAUAAAGUGUGUAAGUGUAAUAUAACAUAAUCUCAUAUAUUCGAACCUUCAUAGACAAAAUGUGUCAAUACAUUUGCAUUAAGAGUUUGCGUGAAAAAAAUAGGUAAUAUUGUUAAUGUUAUAUGAGAAUACUCCAAUAUACUUACUCAAAGCAUAAUAUCCUAAUAUGCUUUGUAAAAAUGUAGAAUAGUGCCAUAUAUUUUUAUACAUAGAUGAAUGCUUUUUAUAUUAUUUGUGUGCAAUGAAAGAAUUUUAUUAUUUUAUUUAUACUUUUACUUUAUUAAACUAAUGACAUACUCUAA
Molecule: messenger RNA, 2557 nt
Organism: Pectinophora gossypiella (pink bollworm)
Lineage: Eukaryota; Metazoa; Arthropoda; Insecta; Lepidoptera; Gelechiidae
Product: suppressor APC domain-containing protein 2
Exons: 3
Coding region: 263-1561 (432 amino acids)
Source: RefSeq, a predicted model, not a curated record